Molecule: messenger RNA, 1672 nt
Organism: Nicotiana tabacum (common tobacco)
Lineage: Eukaryota; Viridiplantae; Streptophyta; Magnoliopsida; Solanales; Solanaceae
Product: hydroxyproline O-galactosyltransferase HPGT1
Cellular component (GO): Golgi membrane
Molecular function (GO): galactosyltransferase activity
Source: RefSeq, a predicted model, not a curated record
AGUAUUAUUUAUAAAAUAUUCAAAAUCCCAAACUGACAGUUCGACGGGCUGUAUUUCCUCGGCAACUCAAUCAGCUCCGAUCAGUUGAAAUUCGACGGACUCUUAUAUUGAUCGCUGUUGCUUCCGGCCUCCGCCGACGAGAAUUGCUCCGUCGGAGGCGACGCCUUAGAAGAAAUGAACGGCCGGGGAUCCAGUAACCGGCUAUCAUCCACCUCCGGUUUCCGAUCUCGAAUUUCGUUUUUAAUGCUCUCUAUGUUCUCUACCAUGGCUGCUCUUUAUGUCGCCGGCAGGUUGUGGCUGGACUCUGAGAAUAGGGUAUAUCUUAUUCAAGAGCUUGAUAGGAGAACGGGACAGGGCCAUUCGGCAAUAUCAGUAGAUGAUACAUUGAAGAUCAUAACCUGCAGGGAACAACAGAAGAGGCUAGCUGCACUUCAGACUGAGCUGGGAAAAGCCAGUCAGGAAGGUUUUGUAUCAAAGAAUCUAUUGGAUAACAGUGAGAGGGAUUCAAAGAAAAAGCUUCUAGCGGUUGUAGGUGUCUCAACAAAUUUUGGCAACAAAAAGAACAGAGAUGCGAUCCGCAAAGCAUGGAUGCCUACUGGUGCUGCUCUUAAAAAAUUAGAGGAGGAGAAAGGUAUAGUAAUACGAUUCGUCAUAGGAAGAAGUUCAAGUCACAGAGACAGUUCAGAUAGAGCCAUUGAUGAUGAGAGCAGGCAUUCCAAUGACUUCAUCAUUCUUAAUGAUCAUGUGGAGUCCCCUCAAGAGCAAGCAAAAAAGACAAAGUUAUUUUUCGUUCAUGCUGCUGAGCAUUGGGAUGCUGAGUUUUAUGCCAAGGUCAACGACAAUAUCUAUGUUAAUAUCGAUGCUGUUGGAGCCGUACUUGCCAGCCAUUUGGAUAAGCCUCGUGUCUACAUAGGGUGUAUGAAAUCUGGCGAAGUCUUUUCACAGCCGGAAAACAAAUGGUAUGAGCCAGAAUGGUGGAAAUUUGGGGAUGGAAAAUCGUACUUCAGGCACGCUUCCGGUGAAAUAUUUGCGAUAUCAAAGACCUUAGCGCAAUUCAUUUCUAUCAACAAAUCAAUACUUCGCACAUAUGCUCAUGAUGAUGUGAGCGCUGGAUCCUGGUUCAUCGGCCUUGAUGUGAAGCACGUUGAUGAAGGGAAGUUCUGCUGCGCUUCCUGGUCAUCAGGGUCUGUAUGCGCAGCAGCUUGAUUGGAUCGCCUCUUUAGUAAAUGUGGAGAUCAUUCAUGUCACAAAUCAUUGUGAAGAUCUGUCUUUGGAAGACAGAUCAUCUUUGCCGGAGUUUGCUUUUGCCUUUUGGUGCCUGGGGCAAAGGAGCUCGAAGUUUUUGACUUCAACUGCCAAGAGCCCUAUGGUAGAGAGCACCUUGGUUUCGGACACACCUCGAGGAAUGUACAAAGGGUUUUUUGGAGUAUAGGGACUAUAGUCGGAUAAAUUCAUUGUAUGGUGAUUUAUUUACAGAGUGACAUUGUCCAUUAUGUCAUCGUGUACUAUGGACAUUCUCUUCUGGAAAUAUACAGUUCGGUGGUCCCUUUAGAGUGCGCUUCAAUAGCAAUUUGCAGACUAAUUCACCAAGAUGGCAUUAUGUAUGUUGAACUGUGUGAUCAUUUCCUCAUAUUUUUUUUUGUUAAAUACGCAGUGAUGAGAUUUGAACAUA